AUGGCUCCUUCCGCCGUCCCCGCGUCCCAGCAGGACGAUGUCAACCUGACGGCUGCUGCCAUCCAGCACAAGGAGGCUGCCCAGCCUGUCACCAAGGCUCACUCCAACGGCCACGCCAACGGCAACGGCGUCGCCAAGGUCGCUCCCCUCGAUGCCUCUCUCCUCACCUACACCCUGACCGAGAACCCGCGGACCGUCCCGGACGAGGCCGUCGCCAAUGCCGGCGAUGAGACCGUCGCCACUGACCACAUGGUCACCGCCGUCUGGAAGGCCUCCACCGGCUGGGCCGCUCCCGAGCUCAAGCCGUACGGCCCCCUGAGCCUCAUGCCCACCGCCAGCUGCCUGCACUAUGCCACCGAGUGCUUCGAGGGCCUCAAGGUCUUCCGCGGCUUCGACGGCAAGCUUCGCAUCUUCCGCCCGGACCGCAACGCCCAGCGCAUGCACAUGUCCGCCGGCCGCAUCUCUCUGCCCCUCUUCGAGCCCGCCGAGCUUGAGAAGCUCAUGGUCGCCCUCCUCUCCGUCGACGGCCCCCGCUGGCUGCCCAAGGACAAGCCCGGCAACUUCCUCUACCUGCGUCCCACCCUCAUCGGCACCCAGUCCCAGCUCGGCGUCCAGGCCCCCAAGGAGGCCAUGCUCUACAUCAUCGUCACCUUCAUGCCCCGCAUGGACUCGCCUCCUGGCGGCAUGCGCCUUCACACCUCCCCCGAGGACAUGGUCCGCGCCUGGGUCGGCGGCUUCGGCUACGCCAAGGUUGGCGCCAACUACGGUCCCAGUCUGAUGGCCACUCAGGACGCCCGCCGCCGCGGCUACCACCAGAUCCUCUGGCUCUACGGCGAGCAGGGCGAGUGCACCGAGGCCGGCGCCAGCAACUUCUUCAUCGUGUGGAAGCGCAAGGACGGCAAGAAGGAGCUCAUCACCGCGCCCCUCGACGACAAGCUCAUCCUUGACGGCGUCACCCGCCGCUCCUGCAUCGAGGUCGCCAAGGAGCGCCUCGCCGGCGAGAUCGAGGUUACCGAGCGCAAGUACACCAUUGCCGAGCUCAUCGAGGCCGACGCCGAGGGCCGGAUCCUCGAGUCGUUUGCCGCCGGCACUGCUUACUUCAUUUGCCCCGUCUCUCAGAUUCACCACCGCGGCCAGGACAUCAAUAUCCCCAUGGGUCCCGAGGGCGCCGCCGGCGAGGUCACCGGCAAGAUCAAGGGCUGGAUCGGCGACAUCAUGUACGGCCGCGAGCAGCACCCGUGGGGCUUCAUCAUUCCCGAGAAGGAGUCCCGCCCCGCUGAGGAAUAA
This is a messenger RNA of Purpureocillium lilacinum, 1287 nucleotides long. RefSeq lists its product as uncharacterized. Gene Ontology annotation, molecular function: branched-chain-amino-acid:2-oxoglutarate transaminase activity. Gene Ontology annotation, biological process: L-leucine biosynthetic process; L-valine biosynthetic process. Lineage: Eukaryota; Fungi; Ascomycota; Sordariomycetes; Hypocreales; Ophiocordycipitaceae. Gene Ontology annotation, cellular component: mitochondrion. The record is from RefSeq and is a predicted model, not a curated record.